Molecule: messenger RNA, 437 nt
Organism: Strongylus vulgaris
Lineage: Eukaryota; Metazoa; Nematoda; Chromadorea; Rhabditida; Strongylidae
Source: the annotation of a GenBank genome assembly
AUGUGGAACUACUGCCGGGUAUCAUUCGGCAUAGCGAGUUGUCGAGUUCAUGGAGCUGGAGCAAAUAUGAACAAGACGGAUGAGAAGGAAAAAGCAGUGGAAUACGCCGCUUGGUCCAAGGAAGCGGGAGAUGCCAAAGGCGAAUUUCUUGAUGACGGUCGCAUGUGGCCUUACGUCGUACCUGUAGAGGCUUUUGGCGAGCAUAUUUUUGGGGAGUAUACGGAUAAACUGAGAGAAGGAGUUGUGGUUGAGUACCUGAUGCGAGAUUAUGAUGAUCUAAUGGAGAACAAUGUAAAGUGCAUGUGGUUGGCAAAAAUCAUCAAGAUUGCUGGAUAUCGUUUAUUACUGCGUUGGGUAGGUGCAGAUGAGGAAGGGGAUGAUAAGUUCGAUUUUUGGGUCAAUAUUGGAAGUCGCAUACUUCAUCCUGUUGGGUAGUG